UUAUUUUUUUUUGCCGCUCCUUAAGCCCCCACCAAAAUGGUUUUGAAAUUCAUUCAAAUCUUUUUUUUAUAAUUUUUAUUACAAGCUUCACCAAUUACCAAUGACUUCCAAAACUUAUGAUAAUAUAGCAGUAGUAUUAGAAUCUUCAAAGGAUGAUGUUGAUGUUGAAAAGCAAGAGUUAGGAGUGGCUGAUCAGUAUUCACAAAUUCCAAAGAGAAGAAGGGGCCUCAUAAUAUUUAUUGUAACACUUGCUGGGUUCUUAGGACCACUAGCAGGUAACAUAUAUAUUCCUCUUUUGCCUUUAUUUCAGGAUAUCUAUCAUGUUUCUGCUAUUUCAAUUAAUGGUACCGUCUCCAUAUUUAUGGUUACUUUUGCUUUUGCUCCACUUAUAUGGGCUAGUUGGGCUGAUUUUGGUGGAAGAAAAUUUCUUUAUCUAAUUUCGAUAUUAAUUUUCAUCUUAGCUAAUAUUUUACUUGCUACAGUUCCUACCAAAAUUGGAGCCUUGUACUUUCUUAGAAUUGUUCAAGCUUUUGGUGCAUCAAGUGUCAUGUCUUUGGGAGCGGGAACCGUUUCCGAUAUCAUUCCGCCAAAGAAUAGAGGAAAAUUCAUUUCAAUAUUUAUGAUUGGGCCACAACUAGGUCCCAUUAUUGGUCCUUUAUUUAGUUCAAUUGGAAUAGAAGACAGAUGGAGAUGGGUAUUUGGAUUCCUUGCCAUUCUUGGAUUUCUUGUUUUCUUGAUUAUCUUAUUCUUAUUACCAGAAACUUUGCGUUGUUUAGUAGGAGAUGGAUCUGUUUAUCAAAAUAGUUCAUGGUUUACAUGCCCUCAAUGGAAACAAGAGAAAAUUAUUCCGGACAGUCCUAAAUUCCCUAAACCCCCUAAACCUAGUGUAAAGCUUCUUUUGAAAUCAUUGAAAUACAAACCAGUUCUACUUUGCUCUUUAAAUGGAGGAAUUUUGUUUGCAGCCUUUUACGGUUUAAGUGUUAGUUUCUCAAGAAUAUUGAAAAACAACUACGGAUUUUCUGAGCUUCAUGUGAGUCUCUCCUUCAUGUGCCCUGGAGCGUCUUUGGUUGCUGGUUCUUUAGCUGGGGGCUGGUUUUCCGAUAGGAUGUGUCAACGGAGAAUUAAAAACUCGCAAAACGUAUUACCUGAGCAUCGUUUUUCGCUACAAUUAAUUGGCAUACUUGUUUCUAUGUGUGGUAUGGUAGGUUACGGUUGGUGUAUACAGAGGCACAAUCAUGUGUUAGCUAUUUUUAUUUUUGCUUUUUUGUCUGGUUUUGGUAUGACAUGGGUGUUUGUAUCAAAUACUACUUAUUUAACAGAGUGCUCAGACGGACAACCGGCUACUAAUGUGGCUAUAGGAAAUAUGAUGAGAAAUUUGGCUGCAGCCGUAUCGUCAGUCAUAAUAGAGCCUUUAAUUGAGAAGAUGGGUUAUGGUUGGUGCUUUACCGGAUUCGCAUUUACUUAUAUUAUUGGAAUUGUUUUGGUAAUUAUAUUGCUCAAAUACGGUCCUAAAUGGAGAGAGCAAUAUAUUCAAAAUAAGCGCACAUCUAAAUAAAAAAAAUAUAAAAAAAGUUAAGGGGUAGAAAUAAGCUAAAAUGUGCGCAAUUUUGCACCCCUAAUUAAAAAAUGCAAAGGCUAAAAUUACUCUCAUCAAUUAAGUAAUUGAGCAAAUAUUUAACUUAUUCAAUACUAUUAUAACUAAUAUAAAAAGUAAAUUAUAAUUCAGAAAUUAUUAAAAUCAUUUUUAACUAAGAAUAUUUGUAGACAGAGAUGAGAAAUAUAAAUAAGUCAAUUUCAAAACAAGAUGAUACUUUGGUGGUCUCAGAAACCAACUGCGAAAUAAGUACUGAUGAAUCG
This is a messenger RNA of Scheffersomyces amazonensis, 1857 nucleotides long. RefSeq lists its product as uncharacterized. Gene Ontology annotation, molecular function: amine transmembrane transporter activity. Gene Ontology annotation, cellular component: plasma membrane. Gene Ontology annotation, biological process: transmembrane transport; amine transport. The record is from RefSeq and is a predicted model, not a curated record. The transcript has a single exon. Bases 101 to 1555 code for a protein of 484 amino acids. Lineage: Eukaryota; Fungi; Ascomycota; Pichiomycetes; Serinales; Debaryomycetaceae.